GGGGUUCAAUUUAUACAUUUUGCAAAUUCAGCAGAAUAAAACAAUUGGGGUUUUGCACUUUUGUAAUUUUACUGCAAAAUUUUUGCACAUGAUUUGUAAUUAAUAAUUAUUAGUAAUUAGUGUCUUCUAAUCACCGAGCUGUAAAUUGUAUACGUAGGAAAGUCGUGAAUCUGAUGGUCUAAUCGAAUAAAUGAGACAUUUUCAAGAUCAAAAAGGACACAUAAUUACGAAGUGAUCUCAUUGUCGGCUAAAGUUAUCUGUGCAUUUUAGGAAAAACAUUAUUCCGACAAAAUGAAGACUUUUGCCGACUUGUUCAGAAGGUUGUUACAUAUUGGACCAUUGAGCACUUUGGUUCUUAUCAAGACAAUAACGCUAUCCGUCAUUUACUGCUCGUUAAUGUGGUGGCCUCCGAAUGAAAGUAUUGGAGGAUUAUUGUCACUGACGUCUUUCCUAGUUUCAAGUGGAAUGGUCAUGUUUAAUUUCUUCUCAGCGAUUUCAAACGGUCCUGGCUUUUUGCCCUUGGGAUGGACCCCAGAAGAUACGAGUUCAAAAUCCAAGCUACAGUACUGCAGCAUUUGUAAAGGAUUCAAAGCACCUCGCGCCCAUCAUUGCAGGAAAUGUGGACGAUGCGUCAUGAAACUGGAUCAUCAUUGUCCAUGGAUCAACUGUUGCGUGGGACAUCACAAUCACGCAUAUUUCGUCUCCUUUCUCUUCAGUGCAGUGAUUGGUUGCUCCCAUGCGACCGUUGUUCUCGUGUGUUCCUUGUAUAGAGCUAUGUAUCGUACUUACUACAUGUACUACGGAGUUAACGUUCCAUUCGUCUACUUGGGAAUGUACGGCUUUAUCUGGUGUUUGUUUAGCUGUGGAUGCGCCGUCGGUGUGGCGCUUGGCGUUGGGGUGCUUUUGUUCUACCAGAUGAAAGUCGUUCUAAAGAAUGAGACGACAAUUGAAGAAUGGAUUAUCGAGAAGGCAAACUAUCGAAGAAAGAUUUGCCCUCAUUUACCCCCAUUCAGUAAUCCGUACAAUCUUGGUCGAAAAAAGAAUUUCAUGUUUGUCAUGAAUUUAUCUUGUCUUCCUGUGGGGAACGGGUGCGACUGGCCGGUUGCAGAAAAUGCUGACCAAUACUCGAUGACGAUUGAGCAGAUUCAACAAAAAAAUGAUAAAAAGCGUCGAACUCGAGAAUGCACCGUUAUCGAAGAAUACGGCGGCUCUUGGUUCCCCAUCUCUAAAGGUUUCGCCGUUUUCUUCCACCCACCGUGUUCCGACGAGCCACGAAUUGCUGUACGCAAGGACGAUCGAAUAAUGGUCACUCGAUGGAAAAAGCAUUGGAUUUAUGCAGAAAUAUUCACCAACGAGCAUCACCCAGGAGCAGAUUGUAUCAAGGUCAAAGGAUGGCUUCCACGUCGGUGUGCCAUAGAAGUUAUGAACUCGACAUUAUCCCAGCACAGCGACUCUGAGACUGAACAAGCUGAAACAACUCCAUCGGUUAAGAAGAACAACUGACGUCUACUUAAUUAGUCCUUUUGCAUACAUAAAAUAUUUGCAGCAGCAGCAUUGAUAACAUUUUAUAAGGUAUUACUCUAACAGUAUGCGAUAGUUUUGUAUUUUCAAAAAUUCUGUCCAAUUUUUUUGUAACUUGCUACAUAUUCUUCUCUCGGUCUAAAACGUAUUAUUGUUUGCACAUUUCUUUACGAUCUCUAGUCCGAAACAGUGAUAUUUAUGUAGUUAUUACAGCUCGCAAAAAUAAUUUUGCAACCGUAUAUAAAAAUGUAUGUCUUCCCCCUGCCUCUUUUUGAGCAGUGCUAAACCAACGUUUGUUAAGUUAAGCGAUUGACGUCAGUAGUUGUUCACUUCACUCCACUUCUGGUUUUGCAGAGUUUGAUUCUUCUUUCACUGUCAUGGCCAUUAUCCCAUUGUGUCUAUUUUCGUUUGGAGUACAGCACUUGUUAAAAUAGAAUAUUAUUAGUUGUUUUGUAUGUAUGUAUGUACAUCUGACUGAUGUUCGCCUAAGCAAAGACAGUGGCCGCGGAAGCGUAGGGACACUGUCCCCACCCACGGUUAUUCGAUGUCCCCAUCAUCUCCCCAUUUUAUACAAACCCCUCCCCCUAUCCCACAAUGUUAAUGUCCACAAAAAAUGUCCCCACAGCUUCCGCGGCCACUGCUCGUACAUACGGAUGAACUACGAAUGUCGUCGGUUGCAGUGGUCGCAGAAGCGUGAGUACAGAGGGACAUGUCCCCACCCACGGUUAUUCAAUGUCCCCAUCAUCUACUCAUGUUCUAUAAACCUUUCUUAUCCCAGAAGAUUAACGUCCCCACAUGUCCCCACGGCUUCCGCGGCCACUGGAUGCAUAAAAAUUCAUUACAUGCCUCCCAUCUGGUCGUGUUUAACCUCUGUUCUCUUAUUAUUAUUAUCCUGCAUUUUAGUAGAGUUUUCCGACCGAGCUAAAUUUGAGUAUUUAUGCAAAUCCUCCAAUUUGGUUUGUAGCAUUGGAUAAAUUAAAAUUCAGAAUUGUAUUUAGUGACAGAAGGAGAAUGCUGAUGCAUGAUUCAAAGAUAAUAAAUACGUACGUGAGGUACCAUUUAAUGAAGCAGCCGUAAUGCAGGAAAUGCUAUUAUAUUCCAUUUUCCACACAAUAAUUACACUACACAAGAGCAGGUCGGAGUCGCUCCAUUGUAUUGAAUUCAAUCACUAAACUGCUUCCUGUUGGAGGCAGGUGUUCAUUUUUACCUGUAUUUUACUAAUAACCAGACGCACUGAAUUCUCAUACAUUUAGUAGCAAUAGAUAGCAAUGUCUUAUUCCGACUCUAAUUCUACGAAACGAUUUAAAGGGGUGGCUAGAGCGUUUAAAGAUUUGAAAUUGUAUACGGCUACUCAAGGUCAACAAGCAUGUAACGCGAUCAAGGGACGUGAGCUAAUUUCCAGUAUUAAACAGUCCACCGAUAAAUUUCCUGGUUUUAAGAGAAGAAAUCGGGUCUGUUUAGGAAACAUGAAACAUGAAAGUUUGUGUGACGAUGAUGAAGCCGUGUUGUGGAGUGAUUACGAGGAAGACUCGUCGUCAGAUAUGACCAAAAAUCCACAGCACCAACAUUUCAAAUCGCCUUCAUCUAAAAAUCCCUUCCAUAAUUCGUUGGAUAGUUUGAAUGGAACGGAAUUUUCAUUUAUCUCUCCUCGGGAACGAAAAAAUUUUGGAUCAAAUUCCUUCGGGUUGGUGGACAAGGGAACGAAAUCCUUGUACCAUAGUUCAUCCGGUUUUGGAAGAGGUGGAGUCUUUUCCAUCCCAUUUUUAAGGAAAGUGAAAUAAUAAUAAAAAACGACAAAAUAUGUACCUAUUUACUACAAAAUUAUCAUAAUUGCUCUACAUUUUCAAGAUGAUAAUAAAGAAGAAAAAUUAU
Molecule: messenger RNA, 3393 nt
Organism: Folsomia candida
Lineage: Eukaryota; Metazoa; Arthropoda; Collembola; Entomobryomorpha; Isotomidae
Product: palmitoyltransferase ZDHHC6
Exons: 13
Coding region: 292-1503 (403 amino acids)
Biological process (GO): protein palmitoylation
Cellular component (GO): Golgi apparatus
Molecular function (GO): palmitoyltransferase activity
Source: RefSeq, a predicted model, not a curated record